GCCAUAAUUUUUUUUGUUGUACAUAGAAAAGUCGUCAAAGUGAAAGAAUUUUUUUUUCCACAAAGGAAACAAUACUAAAAAAACAAAAGUUUUUUUCUGUGAACACUCGUAGACUCAUAGCCAUGUUAUUUUGUCAGUAAAUUGAUGUUUCUACGGUACUAUUCGCUUCACAGAUGUAUACUGAAAAAAAUUCCAAGAAACAAUCAACUGAUCAAUUAAAAGAAAUUCCUUCUGAGAUUCAAUGUAACAUCAUAUGGAUGUGGAAAAAGUAUGAUUCGACUUGGGUAAUGUACACAAAUGGGUACUAUAGCAUCUGUGCUGCAAUGGACGUGUAAAAAUUGCAAUUCAAUCAAUCCAACCGAGUGUCUAAAAUGUUUGCAAUGUGGAAAUGUUCGACGAAUUUUGGAAACCACGGACAGUGGUGGUGGCAACACAAAUGAAACGUCAAAAUGUGACAGUUUUUCUGGUUCCAAACAUAAAACACUGCCAGGAUAUGUAGAAAUUAGCUCAAACGGAACCGAAUCAAAACGAAUAUACAAAACUUUGCUUCGUAGCUGUUUAAAACACAAACCAACCGACAAUAUAAAAAACUUCUUUGAACCAAACAAACACGAGCAUCUGUUUCGGUCCCAAAGUACACCCAGUCUUCGUCGCUUUUGGGUAUGCUUAUCAUGCGGUCUAGCAAAUAAUAGCGUCACAUGGCAUUGUUUGAAUUGUGACUGUGUCAGUUUCUUGGCGCCGAUCUACAAAGAAACGCUUAAACGCAACACCGUCGAAUCACCAAUCGAACAAGAACAACAGAUCCAAUCAUCGGCGACCGGCAAUGUAGCCCAACAGAAAUCAUCGAAAUUGCGACAAUUUAGCAUGGAUUCUGGUGGUCCAUCGUCGCAACAACAGCAACAACAACGUAAGUGUCAACUGUGCUCGUACAAAUCGAAUGCUGGCAAUGACUCGACAAUUUGUCGACAUCAGACCCGAACGAAAUAUCUACGAUUUCCUAUGAUUGGUGCCUCCCGAAUCGGACCCGAACAAAAGUCAUUCGAUGAAGCUAGGUACUAUGCAAACGACGGUUUAUAUUACUCGAAUCGUAAGAUCAACAAGUCUCUGUCAAGUAUAACGGACUCAUUUGGUGGUAACGUGUUCGGCGAACGAGUAUUUACAUCGAAAAAUCGGCCAACCACAUUGGUGGUCAAUGAAAAUACAACCAGGCGUACAACCAGCAAAGGAACAGUCGAAUCAUAUUCCAGACAAUUAUCGGUGCCAAAUACAACGUCUGAGUUGUCUCAUUUCAACGAUUUUUCCACACCGGAACAGCGAUCAUCGAACGCGGUACACACCAGCAUUUCAUGCGAUAUAUGCGGUGUGUGCAAUCAAAAUCGAUGCCAAGCUGUACCGUCGAAUUGUGACAGCAGUCGUUUUACGGUGACCACUCUAUCUAGAAGUGGUACAUUGACUUUAGGUAAUAAGUUUCAAACAUUGCCAAGGAACGGCGGUGUAUUCAUUGCCGUCAAGGAUUGGUCCAAUUUGCCGUCGGCCAACUACAGUGGACCACAAGUGGCAACCAUGCAAGACAAUUAUUAUGAAAUAUUAAAAAAUCCCAACAACAAUCAGCCAUACGAAAAUCAUUCAAUCAUCGCCGCGAAGGACAAGGAACAAACCGAACCGAUCUAUGCUGUGGUCAAUAAAAUGAACAAAACGAAAAACAAAUUGCAGCAGCAACAGUCCGAACCGAAAUUCAGCUACGCUGGCACCCAGCAAAUGGUGGGUGUUGGCAAUAAAUCGGAUUCGGCUUUGUAUGCCAGUAUUGCGGCUGUGAACAACAAUCGAUUGCCUAACUUAGACAAUAACGGCAGUAAUUGCAACAUAAAGACGUCACACAUUACCAUUACCAGUAGUGACGAUCAAGCUGGUUCGGAUACAUCUGAAAUAUAUGCUAAAGUGUGGAAGGGGCCACGCAAAUCGCUGGAUUCGCAAAAAAUCACCCAACCGCAGUCACGAAUUUCGACAAACAUUACACCACCGCCAGUAACGCCUCCCAGAAUGUGGACAUGCACCAAAUGCUCGUACGCUUACAAUCCAUUGUGGGUGGACCUAUGUGAUAUAUGCGAAAGUCGACGAACACCACCGUCAUUAACCCAACCAAGUCUGAUAACUGUAACGAAAGAUGAAGCUAGUCAACAGCCAGGAACUGAUCUACGAGCUGACAACAAAAUAUCCAAUUCGAAAGAGAAAUUUCAAUCGUCUCGAUCGUCGCAAAUUUUCGACGAAGUGCCGCAAAUAGUCGAGGUGCCAAUGGCCUCGUUCGAACAGGAUCUGGACGAUGAGGUGGAAUUUGUUGAAGAAAUUUCGGCACCGGGCGAAGAAUGGACGUGCAAAAAGUGUACCCUAGUCAAUUCACAUCGGGUCAAGGCAUGCGUCGUUUGUGGCGGUUCGAAAUUGAGAUCAAUUUCGGCGGUUGAAGAUAUGACACUUCGAAAGGGUGAAUUCUGGUCGUGCACUCAGUGCACAUUGAAGAAUUCAUUGUCGACAAAUACAUGCAUUGCAUGCAAAGCGGUUCGACAGAUUCCCGUCAUAUCGGGUCAACAGACCAAUUUUCGGCCAUACACAUCUUCACCUGCCCAGCCGAGUACGAAAUCGGUGACACCAUCUUAUCAUCAUAAUCGACAAAUUCUCGCGCAAUUGUCAUCCAACUCAUCGUCUUCAUCGUCGUCUUCAACUCCUUCUGUUACGCUAGCCCCGCCAACACAUCGGGUUUCACGCAGUCCAUCGCCACGACACGACCGCAAUUCAUCGGGAGCGAUUCCUAAGAGGCACAGCACAGGAGCUGUUCUGGCAAAAUCGCAAAAUGUAGCCAAUCGACACAGCAGUACUGGUUCAGCAAUCAAGACAUGGCAGUGUCCGGCGUGCACUUACGAAAAUUCGUCGGCCAGUGUCGUCUGUGAUAUUUGUCAAAGUCCUCGUGGCUUAGCCAAUACUAAAUCGAAUGAAAUAUCAACUCCGCCGGCAACAAAUGUACUGGACAUGAACCGACAAGAGAGCAAAUUGAUGGAGAAUCUGCGUAAAAUUGAAGAAAGCGAAGCUCGAACGAAAUGGGAGAACAUAAUUCAGUAUUGCAGAGAAAAUAACCAACUGUUCGUGGAUGAUUCAUUUCCACCGGCACCACGCAGUCUUUAUUACAAUCCACAUUCGAAUUCCGAGAGCAAUCCAGUUGUUCAAUGGCGUCGACCACAUGAAAUCAAUUGUGACGGAGGUGCCUUUCCUCCAUGGGCUGUAUUUCGGACACCGUUGCCGUCGGAUAUAUGUCAAGGUGUCCUAGGAAACUGUUGGCUGUUAAGUGCACUGGCUGUGUUGGCUGAACGGGAGGAUUUAGUCAAAGAGGUGUUGGUGACUAAAGAGAUUUGCCCGCAGGGUGCAUAUCAAGUAAGACUGUGCAAAGACGGCAAAUGGACGACUGUGCUAGUAGAUGAUCUACUGCCGUGUGAUAAACGUGGUCAUUUGGUCUAUUCGCAAGCAAAACGCAAACAAUUGUGGGUGCCACUAAUUGAGAAGGCGGUUGCAAAGAUUCAUGGUUGCUAUGAGGCAUUGGUGUCAGGCAGAGCCAUUGAGGGUCUUGCUACACUUACCGGUGCACCGUGCGAAAGUAUUCCGCUGCAACCGAGCUCACUUCCAAUGCCUAGCGAAGAUGAAUUGGACAAAGAUUUGAUUUGGGCUCAGUUGCUCAGUUCUAGAUGCGUGAAAUUUCUAAUGGGAGCCAGUUGUGGCGGCGGAAAUAUGAAAGUGGACGAGGAUGAAUACCAGAGAAAAGGACUUCGUCCUCGUCAUGCAUACUCGGUGCUAGAUGUUCGUGAUAUUCAUGGCCAUCGUUUGUUAAAAUUACGCAAUCCUUGGGGUCAUUAUUCGUGGCGCGGAGACUGGUCAGACGACUCCGAACAAUGGACCGAUGAGUUGAGAGAAACUUUGAUGCCACAUGGAGCCUCAGAAGGCGUGUUCUGGAUUUCCUUCGAAGAUGUGCUAAAAUACUUCGAUUGCAUUGACAUUUGCAAAGUACGGAGUGGUUGGAAUGAAGUCCGAUUACAAGGAACACUGCAGCCGUUGUGCACAUUGUCGUGCGUCUUACUAACUGUUUUGGAACCGACCGAAGCUGAAUUCACUUUAUUCCAAGAAGGACAAAGAAAUUCAGAGAAAUCCCAACGCUCACAGCUGGACUUAUGUGUGGUUAUAUUUCGCACCAGAUCUCCGGCUAAUCCAGAAGUCGGUCGAUUGGUGGAACACAGCAAACGGCAAGUGCGUGGUUUCGUCGGCUGUCACAAAAUGCUGGAACGUGAUUUAUAUUUGCUGGUCUGUUUAGCCUUCAAUCAUUGGCACACCGGCAUCGACGAUCCACAAUUGUAUCCGCAAUGUGUGCUAGCCAUACACAGUUCAAAACGGUUGCUGGUCGAGCAAAUUCAUCCACCGCCAUUUUUGCUGGCUGAUGCCAUCAUUAGCUUAACGUUAACCAAAGGACAACGUCACGAAGGUAGAGAGGGUAUGACGGCGUACUACUUGACAAAGGGUUGGGCCGGUUUGGUUGUAAUGGUCGAAAAUCGGCAUGAGAACAAAUGGAUUCACGUGAAAUGUGAUUGUCAAGAGAGUUAUAAUGUUGUAUCCACACGAGGAGAAUUGAAGACUGUUGAUUCUGUGCCUCCAUUGCAAAGACAGGUCAUUAUUGUAUUAACACAACUUGAGGGUAGCGGAGGCUUUAGCAUAGCCCAUAGAUUAACGCAUAGAUUGGCAAAUUCACGUGGUCUACACGAUUGGGGACCAGCGGGUGCAACACACUGUCCAGCAAUUGAUACAGUACAUGGUUUGCAUGCACCGCGAUUGAUAACAUGAACGGCAAUAAUAAAUUUACGAAUUUUUUUUUUGGUUUUGUGGUUAUGGUGGAUAUGGUUGGUAAAAUAUAAAUGCAUAACGUCGGCGCAUGUAAAUAACAUUCAACUUUGUGUAGAUAAAGACCAAAAAAGAAGAAAAACGAAAUUUACGGAAAAAUGAAAUGAAAAAAAAGGAAACCAAAGAUUUAUGAACAUUUUAUCCCAUUACUCACCAUGUUGUGUUAAAAAACGAUUUUUUUUUUGUUUGUUGUUUGGAAUUAUGAAUUUAGUGAUGUUUGUGAUGACGUGAGAAAUGAAUGGCUGAACUGAUGGAAAUCAUAAAAGGAAUAUUUGUGGGAAGAAACGGAGUGUCAGAGAAUUUUCUUUUAUUUUUAAUUAAAUAGACAUUUUAUGGACACACGCAUUAUUAUACACGUGCAUUAAACACACACACACACAUCUAGUAGAUAAUUCUAA
This is a messenger RNA of Bradysia coprophila, 5327 nucleotides long. It is a transcript of the gene sol, whose product is annotated as calpain 15 small optic lobes. The record is from RefSeq and is a predicted model, not a curated record. NCBI's taxonomy places the organism in Eukaryota, Metazoa, Arthropoda, Insecta, Diptera, Sciaridae. Gene Ontology annotation, biological process: proteolysis. Gene Ontology annotation, cellular component: cytoplasm. Gene Ontology annotation, molecular function: calcium-dependent cysteine-type endopeptidase activity.